Asterias rubens (European starfish) is the source of this 2659-nucleotide messenger RNA. RefSeq names its product actin, clone 302-like. The transcript is spliced from 5 exons. The record is from RefSeq and is a predicted model, not a curated record. Lineage: Eukaryota; Metazoa; Echinodermata; Asteroidea; Forcipulatida; Asteriidae. Bases 191 to 1333 code for a protein of 380 amino acids.
GCAGCAUGCAGAACACCAUUUUUGGUACUGCGUGUGGGUUUGUAGUGUGUGUCCCAAAAUCACAAAUUUUCGGGCCUUGCAUGAACUUGAUGACCGUCCUGGUGGUUGUGGCUUUUUCACUGACGAAUCUGCAUGGUGUUUCCCUCUGAUGGGAACUGGGCAACUGUGUUUAGAUGGAUAGAAAACAACUAUGGCAACGCAACAAGGUGAUUCACGCACCAUUGUUAUUGACAAUGGAUCCUAUGUCAGUAAGGCUGGAUUUGCGGGUGACAAUGAACCAUGCAGUGUCUUGCGGACAGUGGCGGGCAGACAUCGACAUAAGGAAUUUGCACAGAAGUAUUGUUCCAAUCCCAAAGACACCUACGUCGGAAACGAGGCAAUUACAAAGAAGGGUAUCCUCUGUCUGAGGUACCCCGUCGAACACGGUAUCGUCACCAAUUGGGAUGAUAUGGAGGCGAUCUGGCACCACACCUUCUACAAUGAUCUGUGUGUGGCUCCAGAGGAACACGCUGUCUUGCUGACUGAGAUUGCUCUGAACUCCAAGCCCAACAGAGAAAAGAUGACCGAGAUCAUGUUUGAGACUUUCAAUGUUCCAGCAAUGUACCUCGGCACCCAGGCUGCCCUGUCCCUCUAUGCGUCUGGUCGGAAGACCGGGAUAGUAUUUGAAUCUGGUGGAGGCGUCUCAGAAAUUGUGCCGAUCAAUGACGGUAAAACGUUGCUUAAUGCAGUCCAGACGUUUGAUGUAAAUGGACGCGACCUCUCUUUUUUCCUGAUGAAGUUGCUGCAAGAAAAUAGUAUGCCCUUCUGCUCAAAUGCUGAAUUGCAGUUGGUUCGUGAAAUUAAAGAGACGAUAUGCUACACAGCGCUUGACUUUGACCAGGAGAUGGUCGCUGCCCAGAACAGCUCCAGCCUGGACAAAAGCUAUGAGCUACCUGAUGGUCAAGUUAUCACCAUCGGCAGUGAGACUUUCCAGUGCCCAGAGGUGCUGUUCCAACCCUCUUUGAUUGGUAUGGAGUCAACGGGUGUCCACGAGGCAGUCUUCAACAGCAUCCAGAAAUGUGACAUGGACAUCCGCAAGGACUUGUUCAGUAACUUGGUAAUGUCUGGGGGAUCCACCAUGUUCCCAGGCAUGGCUGACCGGAUGAAUAAGGAGGUGACCUCCCUUGCUCCUGCCUCUGUGAAGGUGAAGACCAUAGCACCUCCUGAGAGGAAGUACUCGGUGUGGAUGGGUGGAUCCAUCUUGGCUUCUCUGUCGACGUUUAGUGAGUUAGCGAUCAGCAAGAAACAGUGUGAUGAGGUUGGCUCGUUGAUCGUUCACCAGAAAUGUCUUUAAUUGGAACUGACAAAAGAAUCAACAAGAUUGUUGCCGUUAAUCUAGGCAAUGUUAAUUUGGGUUUAUUCAAAUUCUAUUUUCUUAACUUUUAACAGUAUUACAGAUGGAAAUGUUGCCAUUGGUACUGGUUUCAUAUUAACUUUCAGAUUGAAAUUUUUUGUAUUUUCUAUGAUAUUUGUUUAAUUUUGUUAUUACCAAACACGCACUAAAAUGCCGCCACCAAUAAUUACAAUGCUUACUCAUGAAAACAGUUGAUGAAUUAAAUUACCUGAAAUAAAUAUUUCUUGCCCUGCCAUGCUGUUAUAAGCGUAUAACACCCAAGAAUGUUUUCGAUUGGAGGAUUGUUAAUAAUUUAGCAUUCAUAAUCCAUACCAGAUCCCACGUUAAUGUGCAUCUUUGUAUUAUUUACACGCAUUUUGGGGCUAUUCAUUGCAUAUUUUGGUCCCAUCCUUUUUUACUAUGGCACACUACUAGACCAUUUCACCAUGCAGUGCAAAAUACCCUAAAAAUGGAUGCCAGUAGAACACAAUUUUGUAAAAAAAAAAUACAAAAAUAUUGUGCUUUUGUCAAAAUUUGAAAGAACAACUUGGGUGUUUAUAAAACGAAUAGUAAAUGCUCGCAUUUGUUUAAUGGAGAUAAUUUUUUCGUUCAUUGAAGAUGGAAUGAUUGUUUCAUUCGACUCGACUAUUAAGACUUUAUCCUGUUGAAUGGAGCCUUGAACGGAACAUUCCAGGGCAUUUUCUGGCAUUUUUCUUUUCAUUUAGCCAUACCAUGUAGCUGUUUAAUACUUUAUAAAAAUUAAUGUUAAGUUUUUAAUUCAGCAGUCUUGCCGCAUGACACAAUCUACAAUCCAAUGUCGGCAAAUGCUACCAGUUGAGUUUGUCGGCAUUGGAUUGUGGGUUCGAAUCCCAGUCUGGUCACAGCAUGCUCUGAGCUCAAAAUAUAUUCAACAAAUAAUCAACUGUCUCUGCUCAUCACUGUUUGAAUUAGGCCUACUUCAUAUUCUGAAUGCAUGAACAGAAUUUUAAAAAGGCCCAAUUCAAAAAGUGAUGAGUAGCUAGAAGAUCAGUUGAAUAUCAGCAAAUGCGCAUAAUCUUUCCAAAUAAAACAAAAUGGAAAGAUUAUAAGCUUUUUGAGAUGAGAGUUGAGAUGGUUUCAGAGAUUGAUUUGGCCUUGGCUGCAAAUGGAUAUUUGCCAUUCGUGUAAAGUGAUUUUUUAAUAUCACUUUUCAGAAAAUUUCAUACUUCAGUUCCUACCUCCAUGCUUAUAAAAUACACUGGACACUAUUGGUAAUUGUCAAAUACCAGUCUUUCACUUGGUGUGUCU